CCUUCGGUGAUUUCCUAUUCAGUCCAAUCUAAAUUAAUACACCUUAAAUUACCAUCAAUAUGACAUCACAGCUGGAGAAUCCUUACAGACACACACACACACACACACCAGUGGCUGGUCAAGACACGUAAUUUCCGGAGCCUUUAAAAUCAAACUCGCAUUCACAAUUGAGAGUUGGAAACUAAGACCACGGGUACUGUCAAAUCUCAAAAAUGAAAGACGGGUUUAAGAGAUGUGUCAAUAAAAUACACAAGUAAAGCAAACACACUAUUUGCUUUUGUUUAGGAGAAAAUGGCACCGCGAAACACCCUAAUCCUGCACACACCACGUUAUACACGACAUAAAUUGCAUAGAAACAAUAAUUUUAUUUGUCAUUCGUUACCAUUUAUUGAUUAUUAACAAAAUAAAAUAACAAAACAUUAAAAAUACUAAUGUUUCUACUCACCAACAUAAAUGUCCAACAUGGAUCUCCUCCUCUCCUGUAAAAUACAUCCUUUCUUUCCUCAGGAAAACCUCUAUGGCUCUGUCAUACAGCUUAUCUAUGCGCUUCAGAUCCAUGAGUAGAUCCUUUUCUAUGGACAUGGAGGCUAAUGCUGAAAGUCGUGUCUGUCCGGUCGUGUGUUUCUGGCGUACGUUUUAACGCGCUUUAAUGCUGAGAAUGAGUGCUCAACAGAGGCAGUGGACACUGGGAUAGUCACAGCCAAACAGGCCAGUGCGUAAAGUUGUCCCAUACUCUCACUCAGGUUUUUGCUCAGAAGAAAAUCAUGUAGAUCAGUGGGACUUUUUCCUUCAAACUCAGCCAUGGCGUACAUUACAGUCAGUCCAGUUUUAAGUUGGGGAAGAUCAAACAGUGGUCCGUGGCUCUGUGUUAAGCUGGAGAAGGCUGCUGUCUGGAAUUUUUUUCUGUAUGUCUGAAAGUGCCGGGGGUCAAGAAGGGAGAGAAACGUCAACAUAUCAUGGUCCUAAAAUUGAUUCCUUUUCUGGGAAAGGAGAGAGAGAGAGAAAGACAAAGAGAGAGAUACACAGAUAGAUAUAUCUGAUGCCGUUCCCCUAUGUCAAAUAGGAUCUGUCAGCUGGUAUCCAGCAUUAUGUGUGCUCAAGGGCGUAGUGUGUUUGGUAGUUAUUUUCAUUAUGGGAGUAAAACAUCAGGGAAGUGAUACCUAAAAAUAUUUUCUUAUCACAGAAAUAAUAUUGACUCUCUGUAUUUUCCUAUUUAUUUAAUUUUAUACAGGCAAAGACAGUAUGGAAGGAAUGUUUCCAUUGGCUUUACUGCGUUUGUGACACAUGGUUAUUGUUCUGUCUGUUUAGCCAAUCAGGGACUUUGCUCAGCCUGGAUUUCUCCCCCUCCCCCCUCCCCUCUAUCUCCGUCGUCCAGCCUUCCCUUCUCCUUUCCCUCUUCUCUCUGCUUUCUGGCUUGUAACUGUCAUCCUUUGCUUAAUGCAGUUUUAAAAAAAUAGUAUAGGUGGUUAAAAAAACAGUGGAUCAGGGAGGGAUUAAUUGAGCAUUAACCAGCAGAGGUCUGGCAUGGAAAAGCAUCCGGGUUCUUUGUGCAGAAACCCUCAUACCCUGAGUACUUGGAAGGGUCAAGAGUUGUACUUUCUGAGAAUGCAGAGGAACAGAGAAAAGAUGGAGCGAGAAAAAGUGGAAAGAGAACUAAAUCAGGGUAAGAAGAAACUGCGAGUGUGUGUGGCGACGUGCAACAGAGCAGAUUACUCCAAGUUAGCCCCCAUCAUGUUUGGGAUUAAAUCCCAUCCUGAGGAGUUUGAACUGGAAGUUGUGGUUCUUGGUUCCCAUCUCAUCGAUGACUACGGCAACACUUUCCGAAUGAUUGAACAGGAUAAUUUCGACAUCGGCUCCAAACUCCACACCAUUGUUAGAGGAGAGGAUGAAGCAGCCAUGGUGGAGAGUGUGGGACUGGCUCUGGUGAAACUCCCCGACGUUCUCCAGAGGCUGCAGCCCGACAUCCUAGUGGUGCAUGGUGACCGUUUUGACGCUCUUGCUUUGGCAACUGCUGCAGCGCUCAUGAACAUCAGAAUACUUCAUUUGGAGGGAGGAGAGGUUAGCGGAACGAUUGAUGAUUCAAUCCGCCAUGCCAUCAGUAAACUGGCCCAUUAUCAUGCCUGCUGCACACGCAUGGCGGAGCAGCACCUCAUUGCCAUGUGUGAGGACCACUCCCGCAUCCUCCUGGCAGGAUGUCCCUCAUACGACAAGCUGCUUUCGUCUCAUCACAGAGAGGACUACAUGGACAUCAUAAGGAGCUGGCUCGGUGACAAAGUGCAGAACAAUGACUACAUUGUGGCAUUGCAACACCCUGUUACCACAGACAUCCAGCACUCUAUAAAGAUCUACGGGCUGAUGCUGGAUGCUCUGCUCUCCUUUAACAAGAGAACUCUCAUCCUCUUUCCAAACAUUGAUGCAGGAAGUAAGGAGAUGGUGCGUGUCAUGAGAAAGAAGGGCAUCGAGCAGCAUCCCAACUUCCGGGCUGUGAAGCACAUUCCUUUUGAGCAGUUCAUCCAGCUCGUCUGCCAUGCUGGCUGCAUGAUCGGAAACAGCAGCUGUGGUGUGCGGGAGGCCGGGGCCUUCGGGACACCAGUCAUUAACCUGGGAACGAGGCAAACUGGCAGAGAAACUGGUGAAAAUGUUCUACAUGUCAGAGACGCUGACACUCAUAAUAAGAUCUACCACGCCUUGGAGCUACAGUUUGGAAAAAGAUAUCCUGGCUCUAAAAUCUAUGGGGAUGGCCACGCCGUUCCACGUAUUCUCAAGUUUCUGCGCACCAUUGACCUUGACGAGCCGCUGCAGAAGACCUUUUGCUUCCCUCCUGUGAAGGACUCCAUCUCUCAGGACAUUGACCACAUUCUGGAGACCCAGAGUGCUCUGUCUGUUGACCUGGGGGGCACCAAUCUCAGAGUGGCCAUUAUCUGCAUGAAGGGCAGCAUCGUGAAAAAAUACUCAGAACACAAUCCGACGACUUUCGAGGACCGGAUGCAUCUGAUCUUGCAGAUGUGCAAAACUGCCAUCCAGGACGCUGUUUGCCUGAACUGUAGAAUACUCGGUGUUGGAAUAUCGACGGGUGGCCGCGUGAAUCCUCAGGAAGGCGUUGUCCUUCAUUCUACGAAGCUGAUCCAGGAGUGGUCAUCCGUGAACCUGAGGACUCCCAUCUCAGACGCUCUGGGUCUACCGGUCUGGGUCGACAACGACGGGAACUGUGCUGCACUGGCGGAGCGGAAGUUUGGUCACGGCAAGGGAGUGGAAAACUUUGUCACAGUCAUUACAGGAACAGGUAUUGGAGGAGGAAUCAUCCAUCACUAUGAGCUGAUCCAUGGCAGCACCUUUUGUGCUGCUGAACUGGGUCAUGUUAUAGUUUCACUGGAGGGUCCAGAGUGUUCCUGCGGCAGCCGUGGGUGCAUAGAGGCUUAUGCGUCUGGCUUGGCCCUGCAGAGAGAGGCCAAAAGGCUGAACGAUGAGGACCUGCUGAAGGUGGAGGGGAUGGAUGUGAAACUCUCUGAGCCAAUCACAGCUGCUCACCUCAUCAGUGCAGCCCGAAUGGGUAACUCUAAAGCUGAUGCUGUGCUGCGUAAAGCGUCCUCGGCUCUUGGUGUUGGGAUUGUCAACAUCCUCCACAUAGUCAACCCUUCUCUGGUCAUCCUGUCAGGAGUUUUAGCUUCUUACUACAAGGAGCCUGUGCAGCACAUCAUCUCCCAGAGAGCGCUAGCCUCCGCCCAGACUAUCAAGGUUGUAACAUCCGACCUGGAAGAACCAGCAUUACUUGGCGCUGCUAGCAUGGUGUUAGAUUACGCAACAAGAAGAACGUAUUGAUGGAACCGUUGCUGGUUCUGGACCCUUUAGGAAACUUUUUAAAUUCUAUUGUUUACCAAAAACAUUAAUGUUAUGGUUUAUAAUGAACACGAGGUUUUAAGUAUAGACUCACUUAAUUUUAACGUAUUAGUAUUUAAAUGUAAAGUAUUAUUUUUCAUAAAUUGCAUCUCUAUUUGUGGGAAAUACUGUUGGUUCUAGAAAUGAACUGGUUUUGGGGCUUGAAAGCGUUUUUUGGUUUAUGUUAAAGAAGGAAUUAAAUAGUUUUCCCACAACACUUUCAAACAGGGCAUGUGGCACAAAAGACAGACACAUAAUCAGGGGUUGUUGUUGAUUCGAUGAUCCAGCGAAGCUGACAGUAGAAGUCUGAGAGGAAUUAGUGAGUGGAACUUGGGAGGAAAUUCCCUUUUGAUUUGGACUUUUGAUAAGGACACAAUUUUUACCCAGAUCAGGUGGAGAAAAAUCAGUUUUUGGGAUUUAUUUCAUGAAAAUAUCAUUCAUUACAUUUGUUGCCUUUGGACAUUCAGAGAAAAGAGUUUUAAGACUUGAUUAAGCCUUUCAUGUAUUUUCGUGUCCCUGCAUGUUUUGUUUUAGCAAUUGGAGCUCCUAUCACUGGGUUUUAGGAGUUCUCAGUAACUAGUUCUUUAAACUGUCCUUCAAAUGGCUAUCGGACCUUUUCAAAGAAUUAAAAAAAAAAACUCAUUCUUAAAGAAUCACAAAGCAGGUUCCUGCUCCUCUGCCCCACUGGCUGAAUGUGGAAUUACAACACAAGAAGAAACUUUUCCUAUAGCGCCUCUCACAAUAAAAAUCACGAGGCACUUCACAAGAACAAAAAUAAAAACAAUUUAUAAAAUGAUUUUUAUAAUAUCAGAAAAAUAACUAAUUGUUAUAAAAAAUGUAAGGAAAGGGAAAGCGAAAAUGAAUAAGAGAGGUAAUCAGUGGAUCCCGGAAAAGGCGGAAAUGGUUGAAAGAGCUGAAUAAGGAGAGGUUAGGGAUGUAGGUCAUGCAAAAGCCAGCCUGAGCAGGUGAGUUUUCAGGUGCUUUUUGAAAGAGACCACUGAGUCCAACUGUCGCAAACAACUGCAGUCUGCUGUAGCUAGCGCUAACAACGAGCUAAAUCUAACAUGAGCCAACUAAUACUAAUAACCCAUGAAGUAAAAAGAACCACACUAUUGAACAAAACCUAUUACUUACAGGUCCGGUUGCAACAAAGCCAGGUCACAAUCAGUUUGUGAUUUUGUAGCCUCCUUUAGCUCCUAGUGUAGGCCAUGCCAAUGUUCACUCUGGUUUUAGCUCUUUGCUUCACCUCCAAAGACAUUACUCUCUUACUUUUAUUUCUAAGCUCUGCCAUGAUGCCAACAGAAAAAGCAAACUUCUUUUUCUUCUUGUGCUUUUUAUUGAUGAUCAGUGUACUGAAAAUGCUAAUAACUCUAGCAUUACAGCUAACAGCCGUAAAGCAGGUAAAAAGUGCCCCCUAGAACACCUACCUGCUCCACAAAACUAUCUAGUGCAGUAUUUGGCUAGCAAAGAGCUGGUUUAUGUUAAUCUGAUCUGAUCAUGUUAAUCUGUUAAUCACGAUCAUUAGAUGAAAAGGGGAGGAGGGCAUUUUUUUCAAGGAGACGAGCGACUCAGAGCGCUAAUGUGUCAAAUCAGCAGGUGAGUGGCUGAGCCAGGUGGAGGUGCGGCUGCUUCACCUUGAGACCAAUGCACUGCAGCCACGUAGUAAUUUGCUGACGUCACGUUUUUCAGCUUAGCCAUCAGCCACAGCUGAUUCUGAAUAAAUGUGGAGCAGAGUUUUAACCUGAAGACGGAGAUAGAAUUAUGGUUUGGGGCUGAAAUAUUAAAUUUAAAGUAAGUUGCACUAAGCUGCCACACUAAUGAUUACAAGUGUACAGCACCAUUAGACACUCAUCUGUACAGGUUAUCAGCAAACAAACAGUUAAUUUAGGCGUUACUUGCUCUUUAAAGUCUUCCGACAGUUUGGAUGCUAAUCACCUCAGUUUUGUGCUAAAAUGUCCAAUUGAAGUUUAUUUGUGUAGUGUCUUUCAAAAAUCACAAGGUUCUACACAAGCCAAAAAAAACAAAACAAAACAAAAAAAACAAGAAGGGGCAGAAAUGACUAAAAUAAACUAACGAUCAGCGACGGAUCAUCAGGAGGUCCCACGAGCAAUGCAGAUGAGUUUUCAGCUGCCUUUUAAGGGAGACCACUGAGUCCUUGGAUCUCAGGCUCAGGGUGAGAGAGUUCCAGAGCCUGGUGGCCACAGCAGCAAAUGUUUUACUUCAAAAUGUUUUAGUAAAUAGGACCUAACUUCAUUUCAAAAUUAUUAAGUACUGAUUCCAACAAGUGUCUAAAGCUAGGAUGGAAAUGUGUGCAUUCAAAUUGAUCUGUAACGCAAGCUUAAUAUAGUUUUCAGUUGCUGAUAACAUCAGUGGGCAGUUUGUUUUGACUGUUGAAAAGGCUAAUGAUCCUGGAUAAAGGUGUGAUGGGCCAGUAUUUCAUGUCUUUUAUUUAGUGCCUGCAGCGAUAUCGAUGUGUCAUGAAGGUCAGAAUUUUUUUGUUGUUAAACUUCAGAUGUGACCAAAUGUUUGCAAAUACAUUCUCCUGUGCAGUAGCUUUGUUUAUUGCAACAGAUUGUCAAAUUGUUUCUCUUUGAACUGAAGGUACAAUGCCAAAAGGUCCAUUUCCAUGUAUUAUUGUUUUUACUUAAGAUGGUGCAGAAAUGGAUGAAUGUUGUCAACAAUUGUUUAGCUUUAAAGCUGCUACAGGAUGAUGAAGGCCCGAGGACAGUGCUGUUUAAAUGUUACAUUACUGCUAGACUUAUGACAAGAAACCAGGUUUGUACGCACUUACACAAACUGCUACAUAUGCUGUGUAAAGUUUUCAAAAUCAUUUUCAAUGUUGAUAAAUGUUGGGUCAAAUGAUGAAUAAAAACUUUUGGAUAUUGAUGAUAAA
Molecule: messenger RNA, 6769 nt
Organism: Nothobranchius furzeri (turquoise killifish)
Lineage: Eukaryota; Metazoa; Chordata; Actinopteri; Cyprinodontiformes; Nothobranchiidae
Gene: gne
Product: glucosamine (UDP-N-acetyl)-2-epimerase/N-acetylmannosamine kinase
Biological process (GO): UDP-N-acetylglucosamine metabolic process
Molecular function (GO): N-acylmannosamine kinase activity; hydrolase activity, hydrolyzing O-glycosyl compounds; UDP-N-acetylglucosamine 2-epimerase activity
Source: RefSeq, a predicted model, not a curated record